GUUGUCAUGACAACCAGCAGUCGCUCCCAAAGCUGAAUCGAGUUUACGUUUUUCUCUUCUUCUCUAGAAGACGUGACGUUUGAUUAUUCACACACCACAAGGCUCUGUUUUACAGUGUUAAGAUGUCAGAUGAUAGAGAGUAUGCCAUCAUUAACCAGAGGUUGGUGGAGAAAGGUGACAAGGAAAGAUUGAGAGCUAUAUUGCGUGAGCAGUUGAUCAAAUCUGGUUGGCGAGACGCUUUAAAAUUGGAAUGCCGUCGAGUCGUGCAAGAGCAAGGUCUUGACAACAUCAGCGUGGACGAAAUAAUUAAACAAGUAACGCCACACGCCCGUGCCACGAUUCCCAGUGACGUCAAGCAAGACUUGCUGAAUCGCAUCAAAGAGAUCGUGCAGAAUGAAUCUGAUUCCUUUUAACGAUAAUAAGUUUGGAUUGUGUAUUUUGCUUAUAAUGUUUUUUUCUAAAAAAAAAAAAAGA
Daphnia magna is the source of this 474-nucleotide messenger RNA. Its product is annotated as transcription and mRNA export factor ENY2. The record is from RefSeq and is a predicted model, not a curated record. Lineage: Eukaryota; Metazoa; Arthropoda; Branchiopoda; Diplostraca; Daphniidae. The transcript is spliced from 4 exons. Gene Ontology annotation, cellular component: DUBm complex; nuclear pore; SAGA complex. Gene Ontology annotation, biological process: regulation of transcription by RNA polymerase II; positive regulation of DNA-templated transcription; poly(A)+ mRNA export from nucleus. Gene Ontology annotation, molecular function: chromatin binding; transcription coactivator activity. The coding region runs from base 123 to 413 and encodes 96 amino acids.